AUGACUCAGCACUCCCCUUCAUCAUCAACCACUACUAACACCAUCACGAAGCACAAAGAACCAUCCUUCCAAGCACCCACCAGGAAUGCCAUCAUUAAAACUGUGACUGGCAAAUUUCCCAUCACCAUUUCCGAUUCCACCUCGAUCAUGGAAAUUAAACGAGCGUGGGCUCAACAUCAAGGAAAUUCAUUGGAUGAUGAGACAUUAAAUUGCAUGCUGAGAGUGGUGUUCAAUCAUCGAGUGUGGGAAGGAGAUUAUCAUGUGAGUGAUUUGCUGUUGAAUUACUCUCCUCCUGAUGAUGAGAAGGAAUUGGAAUUUCAAGUAGUCGUUUCUUUGAGAGGAGGAUAG
Naegleria lovaniensis is the source of this 348-nucleotide messenger RNA. RefSeq lists its product as uncharacterized. The transcript has a single exon. Lineage: Eukaryota; Heterolobosea; Eutetramitea; Acrasida; Naegleriidae. Bases 1 to 348 code for a protein of 115 amino acids. The record is from RefSeq and is a predicted model, not a curated record.